Messenger RNA from Sinocyclocheilus anshuiensis, 2335 nucleotides. RefSeq names its product testis-expressed sequence 10 protein homolog. The record is from RefSeq and is a predicted model, not a curated record. The transcript has 13 exons. The coding region runs from base 1 to 1914 and encodes 637 amino acids. Lineage: Eukaryota; Metazoa; Chordata; Actinopteri; Cypriniformes; Cyprinidae.
AUGGUCAGGCCGGACUCUAAGGCAGUGGCUGGAAUGAAUAAGGAGCUCUGCUCGGCUGAGACGGUGCAGGGCUUUGCAGGAACCCUGGUGCCUCUGAUGCUGGAGAUCUGGGUGGAGGCGGCAGGUGGAGAUCGUGUGCAGACAGACAGCGGCCACCUGCUCUCAGCAGAGGCCAUGGCUCUUAUGUUCCAGAUCCUCACCAUACUGCAGUUACUGAGAAGACUUACCCCACAGAGAGAUCAACAGGACAUACUGGACGCCUGGUUCCGGAAUUCAUACCUGACAGAUUUCAAACACCACUUCAUGAAGAACUUCCCCUAUGGCCUGCUGGAGGUGGCAAGACACAGGAAGAAAGCUGAUGGAAAGAGGAUUAGGCAGCAGCAGGUAGCAGCUGGAAUGGUUGCUGGCGGCAAUGUGGAACCGUUGGCCCUAAACGUGACAUUGUGCCAAGUUAUGGUGACACUCAGUCUUAGGGGCCAGGAUCACGUAGAAGCCGAAGAUGCUGAUUGGCUCGGACCAAUCAGGGGAUUUAUUAGGGAGACCUUGUCCAGUGGGGGCAAGCUGAGCUCAAAGCACCUGGCAGCCUUACUGGAGGUGGUGUGGAGGAUGAUUGUCACCCAGCGCAGCCGCGUGGUGACAGACGAUCUCCUGCAGGCUGUGUAUGUGCAGUACCAGCAGAGGAACCUGGCUGUGAGCGUCCGCACUUUGCUGCUGCACUUUUUCAGUCAGCUCUACAUUCAAGAGCAUCAGAACCACCCUCAUAUUGCCCGGAGCAGGAUUCUGGCGCGUUGGCUGGCAUCACUGCCGGUGCAGUUGGUUCAGCUGGGCAGCAGGAAUCCUCAGCUCUCAGCACAACUGCUGGAGACAAUCCAUCCAGCUGCCGCGAGGGGCAAUAAAGACCUUCUGCAGAGUCUUCAGAAAAAUGCCUGCAGUAUUUAUGAUCCACAGGAGGGCUCUGUGGUGGUGUUGCCUGUGGAGUCCCAGAAGAGGCUGGUUCAGAUUCUCCAUUUCCUGCCAACGUUUCCCGCAGAGCUUCUGGCAUGUCUCAGUCAGGUCUGCAACACUGGGAGAGUGUCGGCUAGCCUGGCCACCAUGCUAAUACGCACCAUACACCUGAGGUCUCCUCUAAGUGGCUGGUCGAGCAGUUCACAGGAUGUGCCGGUGAAGGAUGUAGAUUACCUCAGUUUCUUUUUCACUACACUAACAGGUUUCUCCUCUGAGAUGCUGCAGGCCCUGCAGGACACCGAUGAAGACGGCCUGAUGCCCUCCUCCACACUCUCGCCCCUCAGCGUAUUCACUACCACCCUGGAGCAGUUCCUUCACCAUUGGGAUGUAGUGGAGGAGGUGUGCCACUGCCUGGACACUCUAGGAUCUCGUGCACAGUGUUUUGAUGUGAUACAGAACGCCAUCAUUAAGAAUCUGUGUGGACUCGUGGUGGUGCCAGACUGUGUUUGUGCAGCGAUUUUAAGGUGUGUUCCCCGGUUACUGGAUGUCAACUUCCUGCCCAGCGACACACUCCUCCACUUCCUGUCUGACUGUUGCUUGAGCAUGCUCAGUCUGCUGCUACAACUGGAGCAGAGCGCCCGCAAGAGGGAUGCCGUGUGGGAGGCAUGCUUUGCCGCGCUGAGCACGGUACCGAGGCUGCUGCGAUUGGUCUUGCAGUCUUUACAUGUGGGUGACCUUUGUGAGGAGGAGCUCCCCGUGUUGGCACAGAUCUUGUCACUACUUCUUCAGCAUACUCAAUUACGCAACCACAUGAUGGCCAACGCCAGUCUACUGCAACAUAUCAUACAGGACUUAACGCAUUUCUAUGGUGGAGAGACUCGAGAGCAGUGGCUGACUGACCUGUUGUACUGCUACAGUGUCACGCUGUCUGGUCACCGGGCCAACAUGGGCAUGAGGGACAUCUAUUAAUCACUGACCAUUAUUGUGUUCAUUGCUACCCUAUUUUUUUUUGUUCUUUCUUUUUUCUGAGUCCAGUUAUUUUGUACAAAAUGAAGAAAAUAAACCUUGUGAUAAUGAGUUUAUUAGGCUCUUUCAUUGUUCGCUUUUUAAAUUUUUUUUACAAAAACAUUUAUUAAUAAAGAUCUGGAGAGGGAUUUUUUGUAAUAACCAUCGUUUUUGUCUGGUAAUCAACAGAAAUGUAGGUGGUGUGAAAUAAUGUGGCAUUUACUCAAAGCAACUGGAACAGACAUCUGCUGUUUUAAAGUUUCUGAAAAAAAUCGGUUACAGGGUUGUUGUUUUUAACACUACUGUAUAAAAGUUUGGGACCAGUAAGAUUCUUUUAAUGAAAUUAAUACUUUUAUUCAGCAAGGAUGCAGUAAAUUGAUCAACA